Penicillium malachiteum is the source of this 501-nucleotide messenger RNA. RefSeq names its product MFS amine transporter. Gene Ontology annotation, molecular function: transmembrane transporter activity. The transcript is spliced from 2 exons. The record is from RefSeq and is a predicted model, not a curated record. NCBI's taxonomy places the organism in Eukaryota, Fungi, Ascomycota, Eurotiomycetes, Eurotiales, Aspergillaceae. Bases 1 to 501 code for a protein of 166 amino acids. Gene Ontology annotation, biological process: transmembrane transport.
AUGCCUCAAUCAGGUUGGAGAUCAUCUACAAAUUUCGUUAUCUUAGUAGUUUGCGUUGCCGUUUUCACCGAUGUCUUUCUUUAUGGAUUGAUCGUACCUGUUAUGCCAUUUACCCUCUCCAGACGUGUCGGUAUUCCAGAUGAAGAUGUCCAACAGUGGACAUCGGCCUUACUGGCCACGUAUGGUGCUGCUAUUAUACUCGGAUCUUUGCUAUUCGGAUGGCUUGGAGACAAGACAGAAACGAGGCAAACUCCGUUCAUUAUCGGUCUAGUCAUUCUAGGAGGUGGUACCCUCCUGUUCUCCCUCACAGAUUCGCUAUCUUUGAUUGUCAUCGCACGAAUCCUCCAAGGAUGCUCCACAGCUAUCGUCUUCACCAUUGGAUACAGCCUGAUGCUUGAUACAGUCGGGAAUGAAGGAAUAGGCCAUGCAGUCGGCUUUACCAGCAUGAGCAUGAGUCUUGGUCUUUUUGGUGGCCCGAUUAUAGGGGGGCUUUGUAUAUGA